AUGCAAUGUCCGAUAAUGGCAAGUGGACUUGAUAAUGUCGAAAAUCUACCGAAUGAAAUUAGUAAGAUUUUGAAUGAAUUAAAAACAAGUUAUACAACUUUCGAUAGAUGUUCAUUACGAAAAGUCAUAUCAAAUGACAAUCUAACCAGUUUUAAUCAAUAUAAAGAUGAAAUAAUUCAAAGAAAAAUCAAAGAACAAACAUUUAAAAGUCUAUAUCAACAUUUACAAGAUAAUCAAAUUGAUUAUUUUAUUUUAACUCAAAUUGAACAUAAAGAAUUAUUUGAAUUAUUAAAUGAAAUAGAUUCAUUUAUUGAAGAUAAAAUUGAAUUAGAAAAAUAUAAAGAACUUUAUUCCAUAAUAUAA
Molecule: messenger RNA, 363 nt
Organism: Didymodactylos carnosus
Lineage: Eukaryota; Metazoa; Rotifera; Eurotatoria; Philodinida; Philodinidae
Source: the annotation of a GenBank genome assembly